Octopus sinensis (East Asian common octopus) is the source of this 2232-nucleotide messenger RNA. RefSeq lists its product as uncharacterized. Lineage: Eukaryota; Metazoa; Mollusca; Cephalopoda; Octopoda; Octopodidae. The transcript is spliced from 6 exons. The record is from RefSeq and is a predicted model, not a curated record. Gene Ontology annotation, molecular function: protein binding. Bases 442 to 1512 code for a protein of 356 amino acids.
AAGUAUUGUGUUGUUACCGGAUAGAUGUGAUGGUUGGUGCUCGUUCGCUCCCUCGGAGCUAUUACAGCUAAACCACCACCACCACCACCACCACCACCAUAAUCAUUAUACAAUCAUUACUAAUACCCUACUGUCUGUCUAGAGUCGCUCUGUCUCUCCCAUCUCUCUUUCUCUCUUCCUCUCCCCCUCCUCCUCCUCCUCUCACUCUGGUUCUGUAUCUACUGAGACAUUACGCCGUGUUGACGUCACUACCACCACCACCACCACUAGUCGGCCAGCCAGCCAGCCAGCCAACCUGCCAGCCUGUCUGCCUGCCUGCCUGCCUGCCCUUCUCGGAUUCUUUAUUUUGGAUCUUACCUGCCACCACGACGGGUCCACUGCUCGAUUUCAACCCGCAAUUCGUCACCGCCGGUUUCCUGGUCACUGGCUCUGACGUUGAUCAUGGCGGGGGGGAUUACAUUGAUAGCAGGGAUCGAAUCGCCGGAUCUAACGUUACGCCAACCACCGGUCCAGAGGAAGACGGCACGCCGUGUGAUUCCGGAUUUAUGGAUUCACCACAGCCAGGAAUUACCACUCUACGCUGUAGAAUGUCCCUUAGGUGACCAGCCAAAUGAACAACUUCCAUCUCCAAAAGCUGAUUUGUCAACAAUAUGCGAAGUACUACAAUCCUAUGUACCCCAGUCCCCUAAGGAACUCCAUCUUGAAAAGGGAGAGUUCUUAAAAGUUGUCGAGAAAGACUGCAAUGGGUGGUGCCGAGGGGUGAUGGGCACGGAUAUUGGAUGGUUUCCAGGCAGUUACGUCAAAGAGAUUAGAACAGCGUCUUUGAUCGAAGCAUCUGAGGAAGAGACCGAGAAAGAGACUCCAACCUUACAGAGACUGAAACCUCGAGUCAGUUCAUUUAUGAUCAAGAAACGAGUCAGCAAAGAUAUACAAGACAACUAUUACUUAGAUGACCAACAAAAUCAAAUGUCAAGGUCUCAUUCAGAGCUUACAGAUACGAUUUCUCUCCCUCGAUCUCGAACCUCGACAGCCGGCAGUUCCUCCGUUGGUGAAGGCGAACAUAUACGUUUCCAACAGCGGUCGCCAUCGAUUCUACUGGAUAUUCCUGGAAGACUUCAGAAUGGAUACACAGAUCAAAGAUUGUCCGUUGGUUCAUUGUCACAGAACCAACGAGACAAUAAUAACAAUGCUCAGCGUCGAUUAAGUUCUCGUCGUGUGGAACCGCCAUCUUUGCUGCUCCAAAUUCCAAUCCAAGGCAGGACAACACCUUUGCUACGACCAACGCGACCUGCACCACCUCCGCCACCCAGUCGCAAGCCAAUACGGAGUGUUAGUCCCUCCUCCACAGCCACCUCCCCUUUAACUGAGACAACCCCUAUAACACCGUUAACCCCAACGUUAUUACAGACACCAGCUGAAGAAACUGACGUCAUUGUGACGACAAUAACAUCACCACAAACACCAACGACCACUCAAAUAGCAACAACCGAAGGAGUAGCAGCAGCAGUAUGACAACAGAAGCAGCACCUGUAGUAAUAACAGCAAAUCCAGUAAUAAUUGGAAUUGAUGGAAAAGAAGAUGCAACACAAACAACAGCGAUACCAUCACCGUUACCUUCCCUGGAGCCAAACUUAGAAUCAAAUCAAGAUAAUCAAUUAGAAUUGACAAAUCACGUAUCGACACCUUUAAUUCAAUCUCAAGAAAAUAUUCAACUGCAAUCAAAAAUUGUGAACGAUGUAGCGCCAUCUGGAUCACUAGAAAAUGGCAUCGAACCCCUAACGGAACCACUUCUUCAAGCAGAAACACAAUGUCUACCGCUGUCACACUAUCCGAAUCAACCGCAGACAGAUUCUUGUGAAACAUAAACCACAUCAAAGAUAUCAACCGAAAAGACCUGAAUUACGAGAGAAAACACUUCUGAGGGUACAAAACGGGUGUUAUUUCAUCAUUACUAACGUCUUAGUGAUGAGAACGGAAGUGAGCUCGGUGGCGGGAAACGGUAAAGGAAAGUUUGCCACCGGCUUGACUGAGUCUCGUUUAAAUAACUACUUGGCGGUGGCAAAGGUUUGAAAUUAUUCAAAACGAGUGACAAAAUGAUUGAUAUAAGAGAGCUGUACAAAGAAUUUAUGUCAGACCACCUAAUACUAUGUAUACGUGUAUAUAUAUAUAUAAAUAUAUAUAUAUAUAUAUGCAUAUAUGUGUAUGUGUGAUCGGUUGUGGUUUUUAGUCAAA